GAUCAACGAUACAAGGUAUCCGACUAGCCAGGCUCGAUGCAUUCUCAUUGAGCGCAAAGUUUAUCAGUGGUGAAGUCGCUGGCGAAUACUUGUACAUCAGCUUAAACGCAAUAUCCUCCUGCACAAGCUUGAACAUUGCCGGUAUGGCGCUCAAAAGGAAACGACAUCAGCCACCGGCAAACCUUGAGCCACAGCCCUUUCCAGAGAUACUGCAGCAUGCGGACCGACAACGAGAAGCUGGGUUAUAUGACUUGCUUGGGAGCGAGGAUGUCGAGGAGCGCAUAGCCGCGGCGAAUUGUAUUCUCAGGAGCCUGUUUGAAAAUGGCGACGGCAACGGAAACCCGUGCUCAGAAACCAUCCUCACAAGACAUCUCGAACAUCGAUUAUUCCGCGGACUUUCCAGUGGGCGCAACGCCUCGCGUCCAGGGUUCAGCUUAGUUAUCACAGAGAUUCUCUCGCGACUCUAUGGUGACACCGAUACUCUGGCAGACCAGCACUACACAGGGCUGCCCUUUGAGAAGGUUUUGAACAUUUUCAAAGACAAGACCAAAUCCGGAGGCAACGUCUCCGGUCAAGAAGAGCGCGAUUCUGCCUUUGGUCGACUCUUUGGUCUUGAAUGCUUUGUGAGGUCGAACACACUCUUCCAGGCAUCUGAGCGAUGGCAGCCUGUUCUGGACAUGCUCAUGGAGCUGGCAACGCAAAAGGUGUGGCUCCGACCAGCCUGCGGCCUGGUUGUCGCGGACGCAAUAAAGCAGAUGGAUCAAGAAGAGGCAACGGGGACAUUGAAGAGAUUCGCGGAUGCUGGACUUGGGCGCACGCCGGAAGGCGUGGCUCUCUGGCUAGUGGCGCUCUCUCGGUUCCCUGAGAUUCACGUGAAACCUUGGACACAUCAUCCUCUGGCCACGCAGUCGCUGGGUCAUCUUGGUCAGGUCCUCAGGGAAAGCUUCAAGAACACCCCCGAAGAAGAUGCCGAGGGACAAGUUGGUCUGAAGCAAGCGAACUGGACUGCGCAGUCGCACUUCGUUUGGGACCACAUCAUCGCUCAUUACAAGAGGCCGGAAGUCGGAGUUGAGGAUUUCCAGGAGUUCUGUGGUCGAGUUAUAGACGACGCAUUGUUCUCCAAGAAAGCAACGGACGGUCAAAAGUUCAAGGGCUUCAAUGUCUUCUUGAAACUGCUUCAUAGCUUUGCAGACCUGCCGGCGAAGCUCGGCUGCCUGUUCGGAAAGAACUUCAUGGCAUGUCUCAUGAACCAGGCAGCUAAGGAGGACAGGUUCCUCCAUCGCGCAGCUGUGAAGGCUCUGAAAGCCCUAGAGGAUGUCGUCCGAUCGCAUCCCACUUCUUUACCAACCAUUCUUAGUGGCAUGAUUGGCGAAAAUGGUGCUUAUAGCUUUGACUCCCGAACAAAUACCAAGACUGUUGACAAGCUCCUGCAACAUGUCAAUACACGGACUGAGGAGGAAUGCUUGGCGAUCGUCAGGCAACCUCUCGUCAAGCUUGGGAAACUUCCCAAGCCGCAAGGGCAGGCCAUCGUUCGGUCGUACAUCGACUACCUUGCCAAACUGCUCAACUCAUCAGGAGGUGAUUCGACAGAGGGCCACGAGACAGGUGCCGCAUUGGCUGAACUGGCUACCAUUGCCUAUUCGCAACCGAGGAAUAUCCCCACAGAGCUCUUGACAGAUUCUAUCAAGGAAAACUGCAGAUUAAGACUGGAGACGGCCAUCAGCAAGCUGAUCCGACGAAGCAAGGACUUCACCACGUUCUGCAACGCAGUCCUGUCAAUAGACAGUGCGGCCAUUGACAUGGCGCCCGAGAUCCGCACGGCUGUCGAUGAUGCUUUGGCUCGCAUGAAGAAGCUCAUGAAACGCAAGACCAAGACCGAAGGGGAGAAGACCUCGGCUCUGAGCCUCGCAAUGCUCCACGCCGUCUCCAUACUGCGGUUGUACAACGAAGACCCCGAUGCAAUGGAAACAUUGCAAGACCUCGAACAAAUCGCCGAGCGGUCCAAAAAGGGCAGGAAAGAUGAGGAUGACGAGGGCAGCACGGAGAUUCUUGUUGAGGUCUUGUUGUCCAUGGUUUCACGGCCGUCAAAACUCAUGCGUGAAGUCUCGCAGCAGAUCUUCGGCGCGUUCACGUCACAGAUGACGACGGAAGCACUUGAGCUAUUGACUGGACCCUUAACGACCAGUGAAAGUACAAAGGGUCAGAAGGAGCUUUUCGACACAGCUGAGGAUGGCGACGAGAUCGUGGACGGUUCUGACGAAGAAGAGGAUGCCGUCGAGGAGAUGCAGGGCAUUGAGCUCAACUCGGACGGCGAGAUCGAUUCGGACGUCGAGUUCGUCGACCUGAAAGCCGAUGGGACCGAGGCCGACAGCGACGAGGAUGACUCCGAUGCUGAUGACGACGACGACGAAGACGAAGACAGUGAUAAGAAGCAAGGGCCGAUGGAUAUCGAUGAUUUCGAUAAACUCGUGGGUGAUAUCCUCAAGAGCCACCGACUCGACAAAGAUGCGGAUGCCGCUUCCUCGGACGACGAUCAGGACAUGUCCGAUUCUGAGAUGCUUGCCAUGGACGACAAGUUGGGCGAAGUCUUCAAGCAACAAGCGAAGAGCAAGCCCGACUCGAAGCAACAGAAACGGGACGCAAAGGCUGCCGUUGUCAAUCUCAAGAACCGAAUCUUGGACCUGCUCGAAAUCUUCAUUAAGAAUGAGCCCCUCAACCCUCUGGCAUUCUCUGUUCUGGUCCCCCUGCUGAGCCUUAUGCGCACAACCGGUGUCAAACCGCUGGCGUCUCGCGCGAGUGCUAUUGUCGUUGACUACCAGAAGCGCAUGAAGAAGGCUCGCAACAACAAGGAGGUGAAGCAGUCUGGCCUCACCGCCGACGUGAUCUUCCCCUAUCUGGCAGAGGUUCACGAGGAAGCGCGACAAGGCGGCGAUUCACACGAGUACAGCAAGACGGCUAGUGCGGCGAGCUUGCUGUUGGCUGUGACGAUGCAUGUGCUGGACAAGUCAUCCGAAGAGAAGGUCAAUGAUCUCUAUAGCCAGACCUUUGCAGCAAAGAAGGGGCUGCAACUUGCCUUUUUUGCGGACUGGGAGAACUGGAGGAAGAAUCGUGCGUAAUCUUUUCCAUAGCUGCUGCAGAAAAAAAAGGAUAUAAUUUCUCAGACGGCGUUUGCCCGCAGGUAGUAGUAAGUAAUUGAUGAGCCGCGAAGGCAUCAUUGUACAC
Molecule: messenger RNA, 3222 nt
Organism: Emericellopsis atlantica
Lineage: Eukaryota; Fungi; Ascomycota; Sordariomycetes; Hypocreales; Bionectriaceae
Product: DNA polymerase phi-domain-containing protein
Exons: 2
Coding region: 144-3116 (990 amino acids)
Biological process (GO): regulation of DNA-templated transcription
Cellular component (GO): nucleolus
Molecular function (GO): transcription factor binding; rDNA binding
Source: RefSeq, a predicted model, not a curated record